AUGCCGACUCCACACAGCAACGACUUCCACAUGCUCUGGAAGUUUGCGCGAUCUGGCGACGAAGUCAAAGUCCGAGAGCUCAUUGAGGACUCUGCUGCCGUCGCGCGCAACCUCCUCAACCUCAAGCACCACCGCAAAGGCACGACGCCGCUCAUGGAGGCCGCGGCGUGCCGCUGCAACGAGCCCAUUGUCUCGGAGCUCAUUGCCGCCGGUGCCGACGUGAACGCCGUGGACGACACGAAGCUCAAGAACACGGCCCUCCACUAUGCCGCCAAGACGAACCGGGACCCGCUGGUCGUCGAGACGCUGCUGGAAGCGGGCGCUGACCCCUACGCCGUGAACCGCAAGGGCUUUAUGCCGCUGGACAUUGCGCGUCAGAAGCGCCGGAAAGCUGUUGGCGCGGUGCUGCUCAACGCCAUGAAAGUCCACGCCGGGUGGCUGUUCCUCCGCGGGAAGUUCCGCUGGAACAAGCGCUGGGGCGUCGUCGUGGCCUGCAACAAACAGCGCACGUCGACGGAGCUCUGCGUCUUCCGCCAGCCAGGCGACCUCCGUCCGCUUGUGGUUAUGCUCAUUGACGAAGCUGCUCGCAUGACGCAGUUCCCGUCGACGGACAGCUACUCGUGGCUCCAGCGCAACUACGCGUUUGUCUUUGACAAACCCGUCAUGUGCCACCGCGUGAAGCGCGAGAAGUUCACGCGCUCGCCGAUAUGCAAAAAGACCAUGAGCUUGGACGACGUCCGGACGCUGCACUACGUCUUUGCCGCCGACAGCUUGAACAACCUGACCCAGUGGCGGCGCGUGCUCCAGAGCACCAACUUUGACCCGCGCGAGGCCCGGUCGUCCGUGAACCGGUCGUCGCUCAUCGAGUCCCAGAGCGGCGAGCUGUACUACUGGCCGCAAGAGCUGGUCGAGAACCUGCGCUCAACAGUGCUGCGAGAACAGGAGCAACAGCGACAAGGGUCAAGUGAGCUGCAACAGCAGCAGAAACUCGGUGUUACACCAGAACAUGGCCUUCCGGUUGCAACGGCUGGUGGUACGUUUGACCAACCUGCAGGCGCACCAGCACAGCUUUCUACGGUGUACAGGAUGUCGGAGGAGGACGAAGCACCGCCCGACUUGCUUGAACGAGCUGCAGCCGGUGAGACAGGUGGCCGAUCGGCGGCAGUGCGCUUUGCGUCUCCGCAUCCGGUCGACGCUGGUGAUCAGGUCCCGUCCGUGGCAGCGGCACCACAUCUGCACACGGGCGAACACGGUCGAGCGAGCUCAAAUGUCAGCAUUGUGAGCGGGAGUGAGCCCGAGGCCACCACUGGCCCAGAGGUUGCGUCCGGGACGGUGCUGCUACCAGACAGCAAAGUCCCUCAGCCGCGUUCACGCCAGAGCAAUCAGGAAAUUGCAGUCGACGAAGAAGACGGCCGUCGGAGCAGCGACUUGGCAGGAGAGCUGCAGCUAUAG
Molecule: messenger RNA, 1452 nt
Organism: Hyaloperonospora brassicae
Lineage: Eukaryota; Oomycota; Peronosporomycetes; Peronosporales; Peronosporaceae
Source: the annotation of a GenBank genome assembly